Messenger RNA from Danio aesculapii, 1385 nucleotides. It is a transcript of the gene sfrp1a, whose product is annotated as secreted frizzled-related protein 1a. Gene Ontology annotation, molecular function: Wnt-protein binding. The record is from RefSeq and is a predicted model, not a curated record. The coding region runs from base 230 to 1120 and encodes 296 amino acids. Lineage: Eukaryota; Metazoa; Chordata; Actinopteri; Cypriniformes; Danionidae. Gene Ontology annotation, biological process: canonical Wnt signaling pathway; negative regulation of canonical Wnt signaling pathway; non-canonical Wnt signaling pathway. The transcript has 3 exons.
CAGCGCAGCGCAUUUCAAGCAGCUCCGCCGUGCGAGUCAGCAACAGCUAUACGGGGCUUCAAAAGGGUGGAGUUUCCACAGCUUCACCACUUUGACUUCGGAGUCUUAUAAAAUUCAGAGGUAUUUGGCUCUCUCUUCCCAUUCUCUAGACAAAGAGGACUUGAUUUUACUCUUAAGGCUCAGUUUUCAGGGGUUGCUUUUGACUGGAGUUCCUGAGCAGGAGUCCACAAUGAAGUACCUUGCAUCUUUGUCCCUUUGGAGGAUCAUCAUUUUGAUACUGCCACUGGUCUCUUUAGGCCAGACAUUUGAGUAUGGCUGGCCUGAAACCUAUGACAAGCCACCCAAGUGUGUGGACAUCCCAGUUGACCUGAGGCUUUGUCAGGGUGUGGGCUAUCACCAGAUGCUGCUGCCCAACUUGCUGGAGCAUGAUAGUAUGGCUGAGGUCAAGCAGCAAGCGGGCAGCUGGGUGCCUCUGUUGCAUAAGAACUGCGACCCGGGCACUCAGUUGUUGCUGUGCUCCCUGUUUGCCCCUGUGUGUAUGGAGAGGCCCAUCUACCCUUGCCGCAAGCUCUGUGAAAAUGUGCGUGAUGGCUGCACUCCCAUCAUGGCAGCAUUCGGGUUCCCCUGGCCUCAUAUACUCACCUGCGACAAGUUUCCUCAAGAUGACAUGUGCAUCAAUACACCCAAUGAUACUUCCACCUUCGAACCCAACGAACACUCUCCAGUUUGUCCCCCUUGCGACAAUGAAAUGAAAAUGGAUGUGAUUCUGGACCAUAUGUGCGCCAGUGAGUUUGCCAUUAAGACCAAGAUCCAAGAGGUCAAGCGGGAGAACAUGGAUCGCAAGGUGACCUUGCAGAAAAGGAAAAGAACCAUAAAGCAAGGCACUUUGAAGAAGAAGGACCUAAAAAAACUGACUCUGUACCUGAAGAACGGGGCCGACUGCCCCUGCACACAGCUGGACAAUACCCGAAACACAUACCUUAUCAUGGGACGCAAGGUGGACAAACAGUACCUUCUCACCGGGAUUCACAAGUGGGACAAAUCCAACAGGGAGUUCAAAAAGACCAUGAAAAAACUCAAAAGCCACAAGUGCCCUGCCUAUGAGAAUGUCUUCAAAUAAACCUUCUCAAAGCUCCCACUUACUUCAUGAACUUGCACAUCCAGACAACCCCCAAAAAUUGUUUUAUUUUUCAUAUAUAUAUUAUAUAAUUCUUUCAUGUAUUUUACACGUGAGGUGUUUUGUCUUGGAUUUGUGCCAUUUAAGACUGAAAAGAUAACAAAUGAGGUUGUAGACAAACUCUCGUACAAAACCAACUGAUCACUUUUGUAUAUAUCCAAAUAACUGUUGAUAAUAUCUUGUGAAAGAAAUCUGAAUUCACCUGCAA